AUGGCUUUGCCUCAAGGAGCAUAUGAAACCCUGGACGACAUCCCAGCCCAUGUGUGGAAGGGGCUGCCAAACAGCAUGAAGCUGGAGCCGUCAGCUGUCAACCCCAAUCGCAUUGGUGUCUGGGCAUCUAGAUUAAUACCGAAAGGCAAACGAUUUGGACCAUUUGUAGGCGAACGAAAGAAGAGGUCUCAAGUGACGAGCAAUGUUUACAUGUGGGAGGUGUAUUUUCCAGCCUGGGGGUGGAUGUGUGUAGAUGCCACAGAUCCAAUGAAAGGAAACUGGUUGCGGUAUGUGAACUGGGCUCGAUCUUCUCAAGAGCAAAACCUCUUUCCACUGGAGAUCAAUCGAGCUAUUUACUACAAAGUGUUAAGGCCAAUCGGCCCGGACGAAGAACUUCUCGUGUGGUACAAUGGGGAAGACAAUCCUGAGAUAGCAGCUGCAUUAGAGGAAGAAAGGACUAGCAACCUGAACAAGAAGAGUUCACCUAGAGCAAAGCGAGCAAGGAGGAAGCUGUCUGAAAAAUCCAGGGAGACUGAUUUGGGUGGGUUCUGUGAACCGAAGAAAUUGAGCGCCUCUGAACCCUCAAUAACAGAGAUGCGGGACUCAGAGGAAGGGCUUAAUGGUGAGGAAGGACCAUCUUCACCUUCUGAGUUACAAGAGGAGAAUGCAGUUUCCCAGGCAUUGUCUACAGAAAAUGAAAACCCUGUCCAGUCUCAUGCAACAGAGAUGAACCGGUGGGAAGGACUGGAUAAGGAAAACACAGAGGCUGAUGGACAACUGCAGCAGCCACAGUUAAAUCAGAGCCCACAGCACCCUGAGGCAGAAUCAGUUGAGGGGAAUGAAAAGUCUCUCCUGCCAUCGCAUUCAGGCAGCCCUGCGGAAGAAAGCUCAGAGAGUCCACUAUGUGAUACAGACUGCAUAUUCUUAAUGAACCCCGAGUUAGAGGCAGAGGGGGAUUUUGAGGAUGACCCCCAGGGAGAAACAUACCCCUGUCAGCACUGCGAGCUGCAUUUCUCUACCAAACAGGGCCUGGAGCGUCACACUCAUAUUCACACUACUUCAAACCAUCAAACUCAUACGUUUAAGUGCCGAUACUGUGCCAAGCCCUUUGGCUCUCAGGUAGGCAGGCGCAGACAUGAACGUCGACAUGAAAAUGGGAGUAAACUUUAAAUAGGCCUGGGUCACUCAGCCGGCACAUCAUUUCUCCCCAGUCCCACGGUGGCUAAUGACUCUGCUACCUCUGGCAGUGUGUCUUCACCAAGCCAUUCAGUCGUUAUGAGCUCACAGAAUGGUCCACUUCAGCAGACCUCUGAGAGUUAAAAAGAGCCUGGUGCUGAAUCUGAUCGACCUUUUAUAGUAGAUGAGAAUGGGGAGUCAAAAGAACUUCAUCCUUGCAAAUACUGUAACAAGGCUUUCGGCACACACACCAACAUGCGCAGACACCAGCGCAGAAUCCAUGAGCGGCAUCUAAUGCCAAAGGUGUUCGCCGAAAAGGUUAUGCUCCUUCAGGAGAGUUCAACCCAACAGCAUCAGCAUGAACAAGGGCAGACCGUUUCACUCCAGGAAGAGUCACCAAGUGCAGUCCACCACCUAUCUAUGUGGCCCAGUGUGGAGACGGAGGAUGAGGGAGAAAGGGAGGACUGCAUGGUUGAUAUCUCCAACAAUAUUUGAAAUCUGAGCCAUUACAUUGAUGGAAAGAUUCCAUCUACAAGCACAGUGAGCAACUGUGAGGUCAUCGAAGUUGAUUCAAACACAGCAGCAUUGUUUGGUCUUGAUACUCUGAUUCUAAGUCCAAAACAAAUUGGUCAUGCUCUUAAAGUUGAAACACGGACAUGUCCAGCAAAAGAAGUUACGUGCGUCACUCAGGCAGCUCAGAGAAGACGAACUGCUACACCACCUCUGCUGCCUGGAGUAAAAGUGGAGGCAGAAACUGCCUCGUCGUCUUCCUCCCUCUCCUCUCCUUCCUCUCAGUCCUCUUUGCUAGUAGGAAACAUUUUCUCCCAGUCAACUGAAACAUUAGCUUUUCCAAAGGAAACAGUUUAUCUGUCUCCAAAAUUGAAACAACUCCUACAAGCCCCGGACGGUCAGAAACCAGCCAUUGGUCUAAUUACAGACAGUAUGACCACCCCACUUUCUGUAACUUCACUGCCUGCUGUCCAGGGUAAGUUUAAAAGAAGAACUGCCUCCCCUCCCACAACUUCACAGAAUAGCCCACCACAAAGAAAUGACAACACAAACUCCGCAACUGGGGUUUGUCUGAAGGUGCCAAAAAUGGAAAGCGUGACAAAUUCUUGGACUUUGCCCAGCAAAGAUCAUGGGGACACAGAGAUUUUGACAGGAAAAGACUGGUCUCCCUCAAGAAGUGGUGGGAAUUCUUGCAAUCAGCAGCCGCUUGCUUCAAAUUCCUUUAGUAAACGAGACGAUAGCAUAAGCAGAGGGUCUGGAGAGGCUGUGCUUGACUUGAGUAUGAGCCGUAAAAGUCCUGUUGACCAUGAAGUAAAGACAGGCUCAUCAACACUACCGCCACGUAAAAGGAAGAAACCCAAUACUAGCAUUUUAGAGAAAGUGUUAAUGAAUGAGUAUGCUGCUAACUCACCUGGAGAAGAAGAAUCCAACACUGUUGGAAGCCCUGAUGCUUUUUCAUCAUCCGAGAGUGCCACCUGUGUUGCCCCUUCGAGUCCUGGGUCAGGAUCAGAACGCCUUCCUUGUGAAUCAACCUCUCCUCCCUCCCUGACCCUUAUGACUAUCAAUCCGUCCUCCCCCUCUUCAUCUAGUAUAGCGUCAUCUACCCCACCUCCUCCAGUCUUACCCACUAUCCCAUCUCCACCACCUUUAUCAUCAAAGCAUUUUCAGUUGUCGGAUGCCUUAACACCUUCCCCUUUUCCAGUGUUGUCCCCUAAAAUGUCUCCCAAGGCUGUUGAUAGUUUAGAAGAUGUUUCAGAUUCAUCUGCUUUAACAGAACCAUGCCAUGAUGCAUUAAUUUCCAUUGUUAGUGAAUCAAACCAAAUGCUGAGAGUAGACCCUGUAAAUUCUCCUCUGCCUCAGGAUGCAAAAAGACAUUGUACAGCAGAUUCAUCUUCAAAGUCGGAAACACUACUUGAGGGCUCAACCCAUGAUUCUAAGCCUCAGUUUUUAAAAACUGCAGACCAAGCAGGUUCUUCUCACCUGGAGUGGGAUACUUCCUCUGAAAGCAACCAAAGCCAUUCCUGUGAAGGAACUCUCCCUCAAGACCUCAAUAAUAAAACAGAAGGCAGACAAAAAUCAAAGUCUCCCCUUUCUACAGUACAAUCAACUCAAAAGGAAUCUUCACCCCCGAACUUUCUCAGCAAAUUGCAUUCGCCACAGAGGAGCUCAGAGGUUGAUGACAACUUAAUUGUGGAGGAUAUAAGAAAAAAAGAGGAGAUGGUAGGUGUAACUGCAAAUGGGGCUGACGUUUCACCUGGAACCUCAGUUAGAAGUUCUGAUGAAGUUGACACUGCAGAGCGGGAGACUUUUGUCAAAAGUUUUGUUUGCAACGUCUGUAAAGAGCCAUUCCGCUCCAUCAAAGACCUUACUGGUCAUAUAAUAAAGCAUGCAUCAGAGUGGCCUUUUAAGUGUGAGUUUUGCGUGCAGUUAUUUGGUAAUGCCACUGCUCUUCUCGAACACCGCUCAUCUCUCCAUGGGGUGGGAAGAAUUUAUGUUUGCUCUAUUUGCUCAAAGGAGUUUGCCUUCCUCUGCAAUCUUCAGCAACAUCAAAGUGACCUACAUCCAAGUCAGAGUUGCACUCACACUGCCGUUGAAAAUGGAAAGCUCAGACCUCAGAACUACACAAAUCCAGCUUGUGCAAAUAUAGAGAAAGAUGCUGUUCUUGACUCAAAUGCUGGAGCUCCCUCUGAGAAUUCUUCUGAGGAGCAUAACAUUGACACUAAUAAGGUGGAUGAAGAGGAAGAUGGACAUGAAGACCCUACAGAAGAGCUAUACACUACAAUAAAGAUUAUGGCAUCUGAGGCUGGCAAACCAAAAGGUCCAGAUGUCCGGCUUGGCAUUAAUCAGCACUACCCAAGUUUCAAGCCUCCACCUUUCCCAUAUCACAACCGAUCACCAGAUGUUUCAGUUGCCUCUGCCACUAAUUUUACAACACACAAUAUCCCCCAAACAUUUAGCACUGCAAUCCGCUGUACCAAAUGUGGAAACAGCUUUGACAACAUGCCUGAGCUACACAAACACAUAUUAGUUUGUGCUAAUGCUAGUGAUAAGAGACGCUAUACCCCUAAGAAGAAUCCCAUUCCUCAGCAGGUUGUCAAACAAUCACCUAAUGGUAUUUCUCACGGAGCUUCGACUGGGCAGAAUGCCUUCCGCAGAAUGGGUCAACCAAAAAGGCUUAACUUUAACCAAGAUAUAACAUCCAAAGUCAAGUUAUCAGCCCUAAAUAAGAAGAAAAAUCAGCUUGUCCAGAAAGCCAUAUCACAGAAGAACAAAUUAGCAGCUUCUGGAAAGAAACCGACAGCCCGGGUAAAGGAAGAGGAGACUCGUGAGGUCCAUGCAUGUCCAUACUGUAGUCGAGAGUUCACAUACCCAGCCAGUCUUACAAAACAUAUUGCUUGCAGCUGCCCGCAAAGACCUGUUGCCAAGAAAUUGAAAAAAGGUGCACUGACACCUCAAGACAAAAACAGAAGUCUCCGAAGUCGAGCUACUGACUCUGAAGUCAAACAAGAGGGUUCUGGAUCAAGCGCACCGUCCUUGGGGAAAACCAGAGCCCGAACCUCUGAGCCAGUUGAGAAUGAAGCUCCAGCAGCAAAUAAAGGCAAAGAACCUCAGGUACGUACAAAGAGGCCAGCCUCAAAUGUAGUCAACACUGCCCCACAAAUUAAGAAAGGCAAAAAAAGCAAUGAGCCAUUGACUUUCAUAACUCCUGCUGUUACUGAUGACUCUUCAACACGACCACCAUCUAAAAUGCAACGUGGAUUUAAGGAGGUGGUGGUCAAGAAGGAGGUUGUUGACAAGAAAGAGGUAGUUGUUAAGAAGGAGGUUGUUGACAAAAAAGAGGCAGCUGUCAAGAAGGAGGUUGUUGACAAAAAAGAGACAGCUGUCAAGAAGGAGGUUGUUGAUAAAAAAGAAGCAGCUGUCAAGAAGGAGGUUGUUGUGAAAAUGGCACAGUCUAAGAAGGAGGAACGUUUUUCAGCAAGGAUGCGGGAGAGGAAAGGUGGGCCGGUGACACGGAGUGUACAGAUGUCUAGUGCUCCUUCAGAAGUAAAGAACGAAGACCUCUCAAUCAAUGAACCAGGGCAGUCUGAGGGAGUCUCUUCUGAAGUUAGUCAGGUAGAACUCCACAUUCUCUAA
Danio aesculapii is the source of this 5319-nucleotide messenger RNA. RefSeq names its product PR domain containing 2, with ZNF domain b (gene prdm2b). Gene Ontology annotation, biological process: regulation of transcription by RNA polymerase II. Gene Ontology annotation, cellular component: nucleus. Gene Ontology annotation, molecular function: DNA-binding transcription factor activity, RNA polymerase II-specific; protein binding; histone methyltransferase activity. Lineage: Eukaryota; Metazoa; Chordata; Actinopteri; Cypriniformes; Danionidae. The record is from RefSeq and is a predicted model, not a curated record.